Molecule: messenger RNA, 4954 nt
Organism: Meriones unguiculatus (Mongolian gerbil)
Lineage: Eukaryota; Metazoa; Chordata; Mammalia; Rodentia; Muridae
Gene: Trpc5
Product: transient receptor potential cation channel subfamily C member 5
Exons: 12
Coding region: 1301-4225 (974 amino acids)
Biological process (GO): regulation of cytosolic calcium ion concentration; calcium ion transmembrane transport; manganese ion transport
Cellular component (GO): cation channel complex; membrane
Molecular function (GO): protein binding; store-operated calcium channel activity; inositol 1,4,5 trisphosphate binding
Source: RefSeq, a predicted model, not a curated record
AUGGGGCGGCGGGGGCUGAUUUGGGGCUGCGGCUGCGGCUGGCGGCUUCUUUCCACCCCUGGCCACCCAGCUACGGCGCAGGCAGGAGCAGCUGCCCCUGCCGGCUGCCUCCUCUUCCUCCCGGCUCGCCCUACCCCCUGCCCUCCUUCCCUGCCCCUCUGGCCUCGGUUGGGAGGCGACUGUCAGCUAGGUUUGGCCCAGGGGCUGGGGGAGGUGAGAGUUGCUUUCGCCAACCACUCUCUGUCUCCGUCUCUCUCUCUUCUUUCUUCCCUCCCUCCCUUCCUCCCUCCUUUCCUCCUUUCCUUAUCCGCUACACACACACACACACACACACACACACACACACAACCGUGACGGGUUCUCCACAGCUCUCAACCCACAAAGAGAGAGAGAGAGAGAGAGGAACGAGCAGCAGAUGAGAACCUGGAACAGAUAGAAGGAAAAAAGGAGAGCUCGGGGUUGGACAUUUUGGGAUCUAGGGGUGGGGAGGAGAAAGGGAGCACACCUCCUCUAUUUUCCCCUCCCCACCCCUCCUUGCUCUUCUCUCCUCUUCGCUUGUGUAGGAUUUUCUUGAAGCAGCUGCAGUAGGGGAGAGAAACCUUUAGCCCAGAAAAAAAAGGGGUUGGAAAGGUGGCCAGAGCUCCCAUGAGCUACCUAGCUUGACUGUGCCUGUAAGAGCGUGAAUGCGGUUCCCCCUACACACCCCUACACACACACACACACACACACACACCGCACUCCUCUUCAUACCAGGGUGCCAGCUAUCCUCAAUCUCUUGCUGUCUGCUUUAGCUUCUCCCCUUGCUCUUAUUGUUUGUGGCUUGCAGUGUCAAGGAGUGCCUGUGUUUGGAGGGGCUCGGGUUGGGAGAGAGCUGAGAGAAGAGCAAAGGAGAGCAGGGCAGGAGCGCCUGGGGAGCGAAGAGUUUAAGGCACUGGCAGAGGCAAAAAAGGUGAGGGGGUCUGCCUAGCCAGCUUGAAGUUUAGCUGAAGAGCAAACCAGAAAGCGCAUGUACGAGUCAGUCCUGGGGCCCCUCUCAGCACCCUGAUCCCUUUGCCUGUGCCUAAACCACCCACCCACUGGCAGCCUCCAGGACAGGGACUGUCCCAGGUGGCUGGCUGUUCUUUGAGUGUCGCGGAAACCGAGUCCAGUAAGGCUGCCGCCCCACGCGCCCGCCCGGUUGCACUGACUCCAGAAAACACAAAUCUGAAGAAACCACUUGGCCUGGGUUGCAGGUGUCAAAGAACUAUGCAUUUCAUCCUUUUUCAUUCUGCAGAAUAAGGUUUCUAAAUUGCUAUGAACCAUGGCCCAGCUCUACUACAAGAAGGUCAAUUACUCACCAUACAGAGACCGCAUCCCCCUCCAAAUCGUGAGGGCUGAGACUGAGCUCUCUGCUGAAGAGAAGGCCUUCCUUAAUGCUGUGGAAAAAGGGGACUAUGCCACAGUGAAGCAGGCACUACAGGAGGCCGAGAUCUAUUACAAUGUCAACAUCAACUGCAUGGAUCCUUUGGGCAGGAGUGCCCUGCUCAUCGCCAUUGAGAACGAGAACUUGGAGAUCAUGGAGCUCCUGUUAAACCACAGCGUGUACGUGGGCGAUGCGUUACUCUAUGCAAUCCGAAAGGAGGUUGUAGGCGCCGUGGAGCUUCUGCUUAGCUACAGGAAGCCCAGUGGAGAGAAGCAGGUUCCUACUCUGAUGAUGGACACACAGUUUUCUGAGUUCACACCAGAUAUCACUCCCAUCAUGUUAGCUGCCCAUACCAACAACUAUGAAAUAAUCAAAUUGCUUGUCCAAAAGAGGGUCACUAUCCCUCGGCCCCACCAGAUCCGCUGCAACUGUGUGGAGUGUGUGUCCAGUUCAGAGGUGGACAGCCUGCGUCAUUCAAGGUCCCGACUGAACAUCUACAAGGCUCUGGCAAGCCCCUCACUCAUUGCCUUAUCAAGUGAAGACCCCAUCCUCACUGCCUUCAGGCUGGGUUGGGAACUCAAGGAGUUAAGCAAGGUGGAAAAUGAAUUCAAGGCUGAGUAUGAAGAGCUCUCCCAGCAAUGUAAGCUCUUUGCCAAGGACCUGCUAGACCAAGCUCGAAGCUCCCGAGAGCUGGAGAUCAUCCUCAACCAUCGAGAUGACCACAGUGAAGAACUUGACCCACAGAAGUACCAUGACCUGGCCAAGCUGAAGGUGGCAAUCAAAUAUCACCAGAAAGAGUUUGUCGCUCAGCCAAACUGCCAACAACUGCUUGCCACCCUGUGGUAUGAUGGCUUCCCUGGAUGGCGGAGAAAACACUGGGUAGUCAAGCUUCUGACCUGCAUGACCAUUGGGUUCUUGUUCCCUAUGCUGUCCAUAGCCUAUCUGAUCUCACCCAGAAGCAACCUUGGGUUGUUCAUCAAGAAGCCCUUUAUCAAGUUCAUAUGCCACACAGCAUCUUAUUUGACCUUCCUCUUCAUGCUUCUCCUGGCUUCUCAGCAUAUUGUCCGAACAGACCUCCAUGUACAAGGACCUCCCCCAACUGUUGUGGAAUGGAUGAUAUUGCCCUGGGUUCUAGGUUUCAUUUGGGGGGAGAUAAAGGAGAUGUGGGAUGGAGGAUUCACCGAAUACAUCCAUGAUUGGUGGAACUUAAUGGAUUUUGCAAUGAACUCCCUCUACCUGGCAACUAUUUCUUUGAAGAUUGUGGCCUAUGUCAAGUACAACGGUUCUCGUCCAAGGGAAGAAUGGGAAAUGUGGCACCCGACUCUGAUCGCUGAAGCGCUCUUCGCGAUAUCCAACAUUUUAAGUUCCCUGCGUCUCAUAUCCUUGUUCACAGCCAACUCCCACUUAGGACCUCUGCAGAUCUCUCUGGGACGCAUGCUUCUUGAUAUACUCAAGUUCCUCUUUAUCUACUGCCUAGUGCUGCUGGCUUUUGCCAACGGACUCAACCAGCUUUACUUUUACUAUGAGACAAGAGCCAUCGAUGAACCUAACAACUGCAAGGGGAUCCGGUGUGAGAAACAGAACAACGCCUUCUCCACGCUCUUUGAAACCCUGCAGUCACUCUUCUGGUCCGUUUUUGGUCUUUUGAAUCUCUAUGUCACCAAUGUGAAGGCCAGACACGAGUUCACCGAGUUUGUGGGAGCCACCAUGUUUGGGACCUACAAUGUCAUCUCCCUGGUGGUGCUGCUGAACAUGCUCAUUGCCAUGAUGAACAACUCCUACCAGCUGAUUGCCGAUCAUGCUGAUAUCGAGUGGAAGUUUGCAAGAACAAAGCUCUGGAUGAGUUACUUUGAUGAAGGUGGCACCUUGCCACCUCCUUUCAACAUUAUACCCAGCCCCAAAUCAUUUCUCUAUCUUGGCAACUGGCUCAACAACACCUUCUGUCCCAAAAGAGACCCUGAUGGAAGACGAAGAAGGCACAACCUGAGAAGCUUCACAGAACGCCAUGCUGAUAGCCUGAUACAAAAUCAACAUUAUCAGGAGGUUAUCAGGAAUUUAGUCAAGAGGUAUGUGGCUGCAAUGAUAAGAAACUCCAAAACAAACGAGGGGCUAACAGAAGAAAAUUUUAAGGAACUAAAGCAGGACAUCUCCAGCUUUCGAUACGAAGUCCUUGACCUCUUAGGAAAUAGAAAACAGCCAAGAAGAAGCCUUUCCACCAGCAGUGCUGACCUUUCUCAAAGGGACGACACCCAUGAUGGUAGUGGGGGGGCUCGAGCCAAAUCGAAGAGCGUCUCCUUCAAUUUGGGCUGCAAGAAAAAGUCCACCCAGGGAGCACCCCUCGUCAGAACCGUGCCAAGAGCCAGCAGUGCUCAAGGAAAGCAGAGGGCCGAGGCAUCAGGCAGACGUCCCUUCAUGGGUCCCUCCUUCAAGAAACUGGGUUUCCUGUUCUCCAAGUUUAAUGGUCAUUCGUCUGAACCUAGUUCAGAGCCCAUGUACACGAUCUCUGAUGGGAUCGCCCAGCAGCAUCACAUGUGGCGGGACGUCAGCUAUCCCCAGAUGGAGACAGGGCAGGCCGAGGCCUGUUCCCGAAGUGCAAUGGACCUCAGUGGGGUAGAGUUGGGUGAGAUCCGGGGUGCUGCUCGGAGCAGCGAGUGCCCUCUGGCCUGCUCCAGCUCUCUCCACUGCGCGUCCAGCAUCUGCUCCUCCAACUCUAAACUCUUGGACUCGUCAGAGGAUGUCUUUGAAACUUGGGGAGAGGCCUGUGACUUGCUCAUGCACAAAUGGGGUGAUGGACAGGAAGAACAAGUCACCACCCGGCUCUAAGUCCACUCUCCGCCAUCUGUUUUGGAAGUCGAGAGAAAAAUGUGCAAUUUUCCUGCUCUUAGAGGUGACCCCCAAAUAGGGUUCCCUCGCUGGCCCUGUCCAAGCAGGGAAGCUCCUCUCAUUUUCAGUCUUUUCUAGUCACGUUCUUCGUGUUCUGUUUGACCGUUGUGAUCAUUUGCCUUUUUAUACCUAGACGUACGAAAUACAUCUGGAACCCAGCUGAGGGAGCACUGCCCCUCGUCAGCAGAGGGGCAGUCGGGUGCUCAAGCCCCUUGUCUCGCCCUCCUCACUCCUGCCUCCGUGAAGCUCCAGGUGCCACUCGGCUAUCCCAGCUGCCGCACAGGGUCCUGACCCCACAGAGACGGCCAGCAGGCCCUGCCAGCCAUCAGUUGCUCUUCAGUGCCACAUGCUGCCUAUGCUGUCUCAGCGAAAAGCAGUUAAAGGGGGGCCCGACUCCAAAAACUUGUCAGCUUGUGGUUCCUAGGUAGAACUGGCCUUUCUCUUCCGUGUUUAAACACCUACAGCUUCUGAUUGUGGUGAUUGUGGAGGUUUUUGUUUCUUAAUGACGUGGUAGUUUUGUUUUUUGUUUUUUUAAAUGUGUGCCAAUGAAAUAUUUACUCUACAGUGCGUGUCAGAGCUAAUAAGUUAGCUGAUCUUCUUCCCUGUGUUUCUAUACUUUGGUUAGCUUACUGUAUUUUAAAUUUUGAGAGUCACUACAUCUCACACAUU